Molecule: messenger RNA, 2654 nt
Organism: Mobula hypostoma (lesser devil ray)
Lineage: Eukaryota; Metazoa; Chordata; Chondrichthyes; Myliobatiformes; Myliobatidae
Gene: tdrd3
Product: tudor domain containing 3
Exons: 14
Coding region: 199-2439 (746 amino acids)
Biological process (GO): mRNA processing
Cellular component (GO): nucleus; cytoplasm
Molecular function (GO): RNA binding; protein binding
Source: RefSeq, a predicted model, not a curated record
UUUGUGCGUAGUGACGUGGCUGUGGGGAGUUUGGGGGGACGUGGUCGGAGGGCUGAGGCCUGUGGGGUCAGCCGACUGUUCUCCGCCUUCUAAUAUGAGGUUCGCGCGUCGUGUCUCGGUGCACUGUUGUGACUGGCAGCCUGCUGACGUUCCGUGCACCGGUGUUGCGACGUUCAUGCAAGAGGUGGCCUGGUAAAGAUGGCGGACGUGGGCCCGGCUCUGGCCCGGGAAGGCUGGUAUCUUUCUCAAGAAGGAAUUGAAGCCUGUAUUACUUUGUCCACAAAGUCUGAUGUAAAAGAUAUCAUUCAUAUUGCACUAAAUAGUGAUCUAAGAACGAUUGGGAAAAAGUUUCUUCCAAAUGAAAUCAAUAGCGGACGAAUGGAACAGCUUGAAGGCCCAUGUGUCUUGCAAAUCCAAAAGAUCAGAAAUAUCUCUGCACCAAAAGAUCACGAGGAGUCUCAAGCUGCACCAAGAAUGUUGCGUGUGCAGUUGACAGAUGGACACGUCAAUUGCAUAGGCAUAGAGUUCAGUAAUCUACCAAAAAUAAGCCUCAAUACCCCACCUGGAACAAAAGUAAGACUAUGUGGAACUAUUAAAAUGAGAAAUGGAUUUCUGUUGUUGCAAGACACCAAUGUUCUUGUUCUUGGUGGUGAUGUAGAUCAGCUAAUUGAAAAAUGGAAGCUGCAAAGGAGUUUAGCAAAAUACAAUAGAAGUAAUAUUGGAGCUGAAGGCGGACCGCCUCCUUUCGUCCCAUUUGGACAGAAAUGCAUGUCUCGUGAUCAAGUUGAUAGCAGAGAUCUUGAUAAAAGGAAAACUCUGCAGGUUGCUAGUACAAAUAAAACUGGGGGUGGCGAUGAAUUUGAAAAGCAAAGGACUGCUGCUAUUGCAGAGAUUAGCAAGAAUAAAGAGGCGAAGACAUUUGGUGGUGGGAACAAUGCCCGGAGCAAUUUAAACUCAAGUGGUGUUGGUAACAGAAACAAGGAUACCUUUCAGAAGAACAAAGAGGAAAGAAGUCAAAGAGUGGAUGGGAAACCUGAAGGAGUAUAUCGAGAAUUGGUUGAUGAGCGAGCUCUGCAGCACAUAAUUGAAAUGGGUUUCAGCAAGGAGGAAGCAAGACAAGCUUUGAUGGAGCACAGCAAUAGUUUGGAAAAUGCAUUGAAUUUUCUUCUCAACAGCAGCAAACCACAACCUCCUGUGCAUAACCCUGUGAGAGGGAGAGGAAGAGGCAGAGGGAGGUCAAGGUCUGAAGAUGACGAAGGUUUAGCAGGUGCCAGACCAUCUGCACCAAGCACUUUGUUUGACUUCCUGGAAUCGAAGAUGAGUUCCUUGACUGUUGAAGAGUCAAAACUGGAGCCUCCACACCAUUCGGGUGCUGAUAAAGAUAUUGCUGUGAAGGGCUAUCAGCAGAAGAAUACACCCUGGAAUAAUGAUCGACCGCAGAAACAUGACAGACCACCUCGUUUUCAAAGGGAGAAUAUAUUGGCAAGGCAAGCCUCUGAGAACUGUGGGCCGCCAAAGGGCAGAGGUCCUGAUAGACAGACCUCUUCGGGAUGCAGUAACUGGACAGAUGAUGGAAGAAGAGGUGGCAGGCAUUAUGCAGCGCAAGGACAACAAGUCGUUCACUUGGAUAAUGAAACAACUCGAAAGAGUAAGGGAGAUAACACAACAAGUAAAUUUGGAGAUGGUCCAAAUUCAAUGGAAUUUAAAGGCGGCCUGAGUCAAAAAGAUAAACUGGAAAACAAUACUCAACAAAGAGCAAAAUUUGAAAACCAGCGACAUAAUUAUAGUAUUUACAAUGAGCAGAAAGCCAUGGAACUUUCGCAAAUAAUAGGUAGUGGAAUCUCUAGAAAUGUGAAUAAUGAAAAGGACUUCAAUUUUCACAUUGAUGACAAGUACAGUGCGCAGAUUAUUGGUGCAUAUAAUACAUCGAAUGGCCAAAUAGAUCCCUUUCUGAGAAAAAGAACAGGACCUAUAAAAUCCACAGAAUCUGUCCAGUCAAAGCUUGCUGAAUAUUCAAGCAAUAAUGGAAUUUAUGAUUCAGUGUCAAAGAAAAGAACUGGACCAAUUAAGCGGGAAAGAACAUGGGGAAAGCCUUAUGAAAUGGAGAACUCUGCUUCUGUACUGUCAACUAAAACACUGAGUGAUUGGAGACCAGGAGAUCAUUGUCUAGCUCUCUACUGGGAAGAUAACAAGUUUUAUCGUGCCAUCAUCAAGGCACUUCAUCCUUCAGGAGUGACAGCAGUUGUUGUGUUCAGCGGCUAUGGAAACUAUGAGGAAGUACUUCUAAGUAAUAUUAAACCACUUCAGGAGGAAUUCUGGGAAGAGGAGGAAGAAUCGUUUGAGAAUACAUUAGAAUUUUGUCAUGGUGGAAAUGGACAGCAAAGGCGAUCCACAAGACCUACUCAACAGUAUUAUCAACCACCAGGAGCAAGGAAGUGAUGCAGGUACACAACUGGAAAUACAGAAGUGGAGUGUGCUUCCAUUUGUUUCCCGCUGAAUGAUUUACAAACAAUGAAGAUGUAUUGUGCAAAGGAAAAUACUGGACACUCAAUAUAGGAUGUUAGUUCCAAAAUGUACAGCAUAAAGAACUUUUGUACAUGUAAUUUUUAAUCCUAUUAAUAAAACUUAGUGUACUGUGAUAAUAUUUUGCCUUU